AUGAUUUUAGGAGUCGAACGAGACGCAGAGUACGACGAGGCCAGCGUACGUUGUGCGAGGGACAUUGCGAAGCAGUUGCUUUCUUAUCCGGCUUCCGAGUUCAAGGUGUUGAUGGGUGGAGGGAGUAGCUACCUGAUGGAGAAGUCGCGAAAUGGAUCUCGUGGGGACGGAACGAACAUUGACCUCGAGUGGCAGCGUCUUGGUGGCAGCCGAAAGAUUCUGCGAACGCCAUCCGAUCUGGCUCAAGUGAAUGCGGCAAAUGAUGAGAAGCUGCUCGGCAUCUUCUCAGAGUCACACUUUCCUUACUAUCUAAGUGAGAGAAUGGAGAAUAAAAGGACCGUGCCAAGACUUCGCGAAAUGACCGAGAAAGCUAUUGAGGUGCUCCAACGAGACGAUCAGGGAUUCUUCUUAGUGGUUGAAGGUGAGCCGUGGCAUCACUUCCAUGCCAGAAGGCAUUCGCUCAUCGUUAGAACUGGACCUGAAACCUGCUCAAUUAAUUUUAAGGGGGGGCCUCUAGCAAUGCCCAAUCCUUACACAAGCCUUGUACAGAUGAUCAAAGAGAGUUCAAAAGUACAGCACCGUGAGGAGAACGCAAUCACAGAAGUCACGAAUUGGGUUCCCGCCAUGUUCUUCGCCACCGGACCAGGAUACAAGAACGGCUUUGGAGAGCGUAGCAACAGCGACAUAGACAUUCUGAGAGACAUGCGGAUUAAGAAAAUGAUGGUUGUGGUAGCUCCUUUGCAAAUGAAUGACCUCAUUGAUUUCACUCCUUCAAUCGCCGCUUUGCUCGCCUCUGUGGUUUACCUUCAGAAUAAGGGCACUUCUUCACCUUUGAAGCAAGUGUUUAGUGGAUAA
Molecule: messenger RNA, 855 nt
Organism: Ostertagia ostertagi
Lineage: Eukaryota; Metazoa; Nematoda; Chromadorea; Rhabditida; Trichostrongylidae
Source: the annotation of a GenBank genome assembly